GUUCCUCCGUCAUGUGUAGUUGUAGCCAAAUUAUUUAUGGUUGUUUCUGUCUCUGCUGUCGUUAUGAUGGAUGUCAGUGUUACUGCUUCUGAACUGUCUGUUGUGGCAGUGUCACUGGAUGUAGUGGCUGAAUCCAGUGAGGUUACUUCCACACCAGGUGUUGUUGUACCAUCAUGUGCUAUAGUUGUUUCUAAGACAGGUGUGGUUGUUCCUGCAUCCUGUGUUGUUGCUUCCCAGGUUGGUGAUGUUUUCUCUACCUCUAAUGUUGUGGGAAGACUGAAUGUUGUUGCUACUCCACCGUCUGUUGUACUGGCAUGGACACUAGAUGUUGUGACAACAUCUGGUGUUGUUUCUGAAACAGCUACUGUUGUAGCUUCUUCAUGUGUAGUUAUAUCCAACCUUUGUGUUGUUGUUCCUCCAUCAUGUGUAGUUGUAUCCAAAUUCUCUUUGGUUGUUUCUGCCUCUGCUGUCGUUAUGAUGGAUGUCAGUGUUACUGCUUCUGAACUGUCUGUUGUGGCAGUGUCACUGGAUGUAGUGGCUGAAUCCAGUGAGGUUACUUCCACACCAGGUGUUGUUGUACCAUCAUGUGCUAUAGUUGUUUCUAAGACAGGUGUGGUUGUUCCUGCAUCCUGUGUUGUUGCUUCCCAGGUUGGUGAUAUUUUCUCUACCUCUAAUGUUGUGGGAAGACUGAAUGUUGUUGCUACUCCAUCGUCUGUUGUACUGGCAUGGACACUAGAUGUUGUUACAACAUCUGGUGUUGUUUCUGAAACGGCUACUGUUGUAGCUUCUUCAUGUGUAGUUAUAUCCAACCUUUGUGUUGUUGUUCCUCCAUCAUGUGUAGUUGUAUCCAAAUUCUCUUUGGUUGUUUCUGCCUCUGCUGUCGUUAUGAUGGAUGUCAGUGUUACUGCUUCUGAACUGUCUGUUGUGGCAGUGUCACUGGAUGUAGUGGCUGAAUCCAGUGAGGUUACUUCCACACCAGGUGUUGUUGUACCAUCAUGUGCUAUAGUUGUUUCUAAGACAGGUGUGGUUGUUCCUGCAUCCUGUGUUGUUGCUUCCCAGGUUGGUGAUGUUUUCUCUACCUCUAAUGUUGUGGGAAGACUGAAUGUUGUUGCUACUCCACCGUCUGUUGUACUGGCAUGGACACUAGAUGUUGUUACAACAUAUGGUGUUGUUUCUGAAACAGUUACUGUUGUAGCUUCUUCAUGUGUAGUUAUAUCCAACCUUUGUGUUGUUGUUCCUCCAUCAUGUGUAGUUGUAUCCAAAUUCUCUUUGGUUGUUUCUGCCUCUGCUGUCGUUAUGAUGGUUGUCAGUGUUACUGCUUCUGAACUGUGUGUUGUGGCAGUGUCACUGGAUGUAGUGUCUGAAUCCAAUGUUGUUCUUUCCAAAUCUGCUGUGGUUGUGCCAUCGUGUGGUAUCGUUGUUUCUGAGACAAGGGUGGUUGUUCCUGCAACUUGUGUUGUCGGGUCCCAUGUCACUCCUGUUGUCUCUGGUUUGGAUGUUGUUGUGGGAAGAAUGAAUGUUGUUGCUACUACACCGUCUGUUGUACUGGCAUGGACACUAGAUGUUGUGACAACAUCUGGUGUUGUUUCUGAAACAGCUACUGUUGUAGCUUCUUCAUGUGUAGUUAUAUCCAACCUUUGUGUUGUUGUUCCUCCGUCAUGUGUAGUUGUAGCCAAAUUAUUUAUGGUUGUUUCUGUCUCUGCUGUCGUUAUGAUGGAUGUCAGUGUUACUGCUUCUGAACUGUCUGUUGUGGCAGUGUCACUGGAUGUAGUGGCUGAAUCCAGUGAGGUUACUUCCACACCAGGUGUUGUUGUACCAUCAUGUGAUAUAGUUGUUUCUGAGACAAGGGUGGUUGUUCCUGCAACUUGUGUUGUCGGUUCCCAUGUCAUUGCUGUUGUUUCUGGUUUGGAUGUUGUUGUGGGAAGAAUGAAUGUUGUUGCUAUUACACCAUCAGUUGUACUGGCAUGAACACUAGAUGUUGUGACAACAUCUGGUGUUGUUUCAGAAACAACUUCUGUUGUACCUGCUUCAUGUGUAGUUAUAUCAAACACUUGUGUUGUUGUUCCUCCGUCAUGUGUAGUUGUAGCCAAAUUAUUUAUGGUUGUUUCUGCCUCUGCUGUCGUUAUGAUGGAUGUCAGUGUUACUGCUUCUGAACUGUCUGUUGUGGCAGUGUCACUGGAUGUAGUGGCUGAAUCCAGUGAGGUUACUUCCACACCAGGUGUUGUUGUACAAUCAUGUGCUAUAGUUGUUUCUAAGACAGGUGUGGUUGUUCCUGCAUCCUGUGUUGUUGCUUCCCAGGUUGGUGAUGUUUUCUCUACCUCUAAUGUUGUGGGAAGACUGAAUGUUGUUGCUACUCCACCGUCUGUUGUACUGGCAUGGACACUAGAUGUUGUGACAACAUCUGGUGUUGUUUCUGAAACAGCUACUGUUGUAGCUUCUUCAUGUGUAGUUAUAUCCAACCUUUGUGUUGUUGUUCCUCCAUCAUGUGUAGUUGUAUCCAAAUUCUCUUUGGUUGUUUCUGCCUCUGCUGUCGUUAUGAUGGAUGUCAGUGUUACUACUUCUGAACUGUGUGUUGUGGCAGUGUCACUGGAUGUAGUGUCUGAAUCCAAUGUUGUUCUUUCCAAAUCUGCUGUGGUUGUACCAUCGUGUGGUAUCGUUGUUUCUGAGACAAGGGUGGUUGUUCCUGCAACCUGUGUUGUCGGUUCCCAUGUCACUCCUGUUGUCUCUGGUUUGGAUGUUGUUGUGGGAAGAAUGAAUGUUGUUGCUACUACACUGUCUGUUGUACUGGCUUGGACACUAGAUGUUGUGACAACAUCUGGUGUUGUUUCUGAAACAGCUACUGUUGUAGCUUCUUCAUGUGUAGUUAUAUCCAACCUUUGUGUUGUUGUUCCUCCAUCAUGUGUAGUUGUAUCCAAAUUCUCUUUGGUUGUUUCUGCCUCUGCUGUCGUUAUGAUGGAUGUCAGUGUUACUGCUUCUGAACUGUGUGUUGUGGCAGUGUCACUGGAUGUAGUGUCUGAAUCCAAUGUUGUUCUUUCCAAAUCUGCUGUGGUUGUACCAUCGUGUGGUAUCGUUGUUUCUGAGACAAGGGUGGUUGUUCCUGCAACCUGUGUUGUCGGUUCCCAUGUCACUCCUGUUGUCUCUGGUUUGGAUGUUGUUGUGGGAAGAAUGAAUGUUGUUGCUACUACACUGUCUGUUGUACUGGCUUGGACACUAGAUGUUGUGACAACAUCUGGUGUUGUUUCUGAAACAGCUACUGUUGUAGCUUCUUCAUGUGUAGUUAUAUCCAACCUUUGUGUUGUUGUUCCUCCAUCAUGUGUAGUUGUAUCCAAAUUCUCUUUGGUUGUUUCUGCCUCUGCUGUCGUUAUGAAGGUUGUCAGUGUUACUGCUUCUAAACUGUGUGUUGUGGCAGUGUCACUGGAUGUAGUGGCUUGAUCCAAUGUGGUUACUUCCAUACCAGGUGUUGUGCCAUCGUGUGGUAUCAUUGUUUCUGAGACAAGGGUGGUUGUUCCUGCAACUUGUGUUGUCGGUUCCCAUGUCACUGCUGUUGUUUCUGGUUUGGAUGUUGUUGUGGGAAGAAUGAAUGUUGUUGCUAUUACACCAUCAGUUGUACUGGCAUGGACACUAGAUGUUGUGACAACAUCUGGUGUUGUUUCUGAAACAACUUCUGUUGUACCUGCUUCAUGUGUAGUUAUAUCAAACACUUGUGUAGUUGUUCCUCCGUCAUGUGUAGUUGUAGCCAAAUUAUUUAUGGUUGUUUCUGUCUCUGCUGUCGUUAUGAUGGAUGUCAGUGUUACUGCUUCUGAACUGUCUGUUGUGGCAGUGUCACUGGAUGUAGUGGCUGAAUCCAGUGAGGUUACUUCCACACCAGGUGUUGUUGUACCAUCAUGUGAUAUAGUUGUUUCUGAGACAAGGGUGGUUGUUCCUGCAACUUGUGUUGUCGGUUCCCAUGUCACUGCUGUUGUUUCUGGUUUGGAUGUUGUUGUGGGAAGAAUGAAUGUUGUUGCUAUUACACCAUCAGUUGUACUGGCAUGAACACUAGAGGUUGUGACAACAUCUGGUGUUGUUUCAGAAACAACUUCUGUUGUACCUGCUUCAUGUGUAGUUAUAUCAAACACUUGUGUAGUUGUUCCUCCGUCAUGUGUAGUUGUAGCCAAAUUAUUCAUGGUUGUUUCUGUCUCUGCUGUCGUUAUGAUGGAUGUCAGUGUUACUGCUUCUGAACUGUCUGUUGUGGCAGUGUCACUGGAUGUAGUGGCUGAAUCCAGUGAGGUUACUUCCACACCAGGUGUUGUUGUACCAUCAUGUGCUAUAGUUGUUUCUAAGACAGGUGUGGUUGUUCCUGCAUCCUGUGUUGUUGCUUCCCAGGUUGGUGAUGUUUUCUCUACCUCUAAUGUUGUGGGAAGACUGAAUGUUGUUGCUACUCCACCGUCUGUUGUACUGGCAUGGACACUAGAUGUUGUGACAACAUGUGGUGUUUCUGAAACAGCUACUGUUGUAGCUUCUUCAUGUGUAGUUAUAUCCAACCUUUGUGUUGUUGUUCCUCCAUUAUGUGUAGUUGUAUCCAAAUUCUCUUUGGUUGUUCCUGCCUCUGCUGUCGUUAUGAUGGUUGUCAGUGUUACUGCUUCUGAACUGUGUGUUGUGGCAGUGUCACUGUAUGUAGUGUCUGAAUACAAUGUUGUUCUUUCCAAAUCUGCUGUGGUUUUGCCAUCGUGUGGUAUCGUUGUUUCUGAGACAAGGGUGGUUGUUCCUGCAACUUGUGUUGUCGGUUCCCAUGUCACUGCUGUUGUUUCUGGUUUGGAUGUUGUUGUGGGAAGAAUGAAUGUUGUUGCUACUACACCGUCUGUUGUACUGGAAUGGACACUAGAUGUUGUGACAACAUCUGGUGUUGUUUCUGAAACAGCUACUGUUGUAGCUUCUUCAUGUGUAGUUAUAUCCAACCUUUGUGUUGUUGUUCCUCCAUCAUGUGUAGUUGUAUCCAAAUUCUCUUUGGUUGUUUCUGCCUCUGCUGUCGUUAUGAUGGUUGUCAGUGUUACUGCUUCUGAACUGUGUGUUGUGGCAGUGUCACUGGAUGUAGUGGCUUGAUCCAAUGUGGUUACUUCCACAUCAGGUGUUGUUGUGCCAUCGUGUGGUAUCGUUGUUUCUGAGACAAGGGUGGUUGUUCCUGCAACUUGUGUUGUUGCUUCCCAGGUUGGUGAUGUUUUCUCUACCUCUAAUGUUGUGGGAAGACUGAAUGUUGUUGCUACUCCACCGUCUGUUGUACUGGCAUGGACACUAGAUGUUGUUACAACAUCUGGUGUUGUUUCUGAAACAGCUACUGUUAUAGCUUCUUCAUGUGUAGUUAUAUCCAACCUUUGUGUUGUUGUUCCUCCAUCAUGUGUAGUUGUAUCCAAAUUCUCUUUGGUUGUUUCUGCCUCUGCUGUCGUUAUGAUGGAUGUCAGUGUUACUGCUUCUGAACUGUCUGUUGUGGCAGUGUCACUGGAUGUAGUGGCUGAAUCCAGUGAGGUUACUUCCACACCAGGUGUUGUUGUACCAUCAUGUGCUAUAGUUGUUUCUAAGACAGGUGUGGUUGUUCCUGCAUCCUGUGUUGUUGCUUCCCAGGUUGGUGAUGUUUUCUCUACCUCUAAUGUUGUGGGAAGACUGAAUGUUGUUGCUACUCCACCGUCUGUUGUACUGGCAUGGACACUAGAUGUUGUGACAACAUCUGGUGUUUCUGAACCAGCUACUGUUGUAGCUUCUUCAUGUGUAGUUAUAUCCAACCUUUGUGUUGUUGUUCCUCCAUUAUGUGUAGUUGUAUCCAAAUUCUCUUUGGUUGUUCCAGCCUCUGCUGUCGUUAUGAUGGUUGUCAGUGUUACUGCUUCUGAACUGUGUGUUGUGGCAGUGUCACUGUAUGUAGUGUCUGAAUCCAAUGUUGUUCUUUCCAAAUCUGCUGUGGUUGUGCCAUCGUGUGGUAUCGUUGUUUCUGAGACAAGGGUGGUUGUUCCUGCAACUUGUGUUGUCGAUUCCCAUGUCACUGCUGUUGUCUCUGGUUUGGAUGUUGUUGUGGGAAGAAUGAAUGUUGUUGCUACUACAACAUCUGUUGUACUGGCAUGGACACUAGAUGUUGUGACAACAUCUGGUGUUGUUUCUGAAACAGCUACUGUUGUAGCUUCUUCAUGUGUAGUUAUAUCCAACCUUUGUGUUGUUGUUCCUCCAUCAUGUGUAGUUGUAUCCAAAUUCUCUUUGGUUGUUUCUGCCUCUGCUGUCGUUAUGAAGGUUGUCAGUGUUACUGCUUCUAAACUGUGUGUUGUGGCAGUGUCACUGGAUGUAGUGGCUUGAUCCAAUGUGGUUACUUCCAUACCAGGUGUUGUGCCAUCGUGUGGUAUCGUUGUUUCUGAGACAAGGGUGGUUGUUCCUGCAACUUGUGUUGUCGGUUCCCAUGUCACUGCUGUUGUUUCUGGUUUGGAUGUUGUUGUGGGAAGAAUGAAUGUUGUUGCUAUUACACCAUCAGUUGUACUGGCAUGGACACUAGAUGUUGUGACAACAUCUGGUGUUGUUUCUGAAACAGCUACUGUUGUAGCUUCUUCAUGUGUAGUUAUAUCCAACCUUUGUGUUGUUGUUCCUCCAUCAUGUGUAGUUGUAUCCAAAUUCUCUUUGGUUGUUUCUGCCUCUGCUGUCGUUAUGAUGGAUGUCAGUGUUACUGCUUCUGAACUGUCUAUUGUGGCAGUGUCACUGGAUGUAGUGGCUGAAUCCAGUGAGGUUACUUCCACACCAGGUGUUGUUGUACCAUCAUGUGAUAUAGUUGUUUCUGAGACAAGGGUGGUUGUUCCUGCAACUUGUGUUGUCGGUUCCGAUGUCACUGCUGUUGUUUCUGGUUUGGAUGUUGUUGUGGGAAGAAUGAAUGUUGUUGCUAUUACACCAUCAGUUGUACUGGCAUGAACACUAGAUGUUGUGACAACAUCUGGUGUUGUUUCAGAAACAACUUCUGUUGUAGCUUCUUCAUGUGUAGUUAUAUCCAACCUUUGUGUUGUUGUUCCUCCGUCAUGUGUAGUUGUAGCCAAAUUAUUUAUGGUUGUUUCUGUCUCUGCUGUCGUUAUGAUGGAUGUCAGUGUUACUGCUUCUGAACUGUCUGUUGUGGCAGUGUCACUGGAUGUAGUGGCUGAAUCCAGUGAGGUUACUUCCACACCAGGUGUUGUUGUACCAUCAUGUGAUAUAGUUGUUUCUGAGACAAGGGUGGUUGUUCCUGCAACUUGUGUUGUCGGUUCCCAUGUCAUUGCUGUUGUUUCUGGUUUGGAUGUUGUUGUGGGAAGAAUGAAUGUUGUUGCUAUUACACCAUCAGUUGUACUGGCAUGAACACUAGAUGUUGUGACAACAUCUGGUGUUGUUUCAGAAACAACUUCUGUUGUACCUGCUUCAUGUGUAGUUAUAUCAAACACUUGUGUAGUUGUUCCUCCGUCAUGUGUAGUUGUAGCCAAAUUAUUUAUGGUUGUUUCUGUCUCUGCUGUCGUUAUGAUGGAUGUCAGUGUUACUGCUUCUGAACUGUCUGUUGUGGCAGUGUCACUGGAUGUAGUGGCUGAAUCCAGUGAGGUUACUUCCACACCAGGUGUUGUUGUACAAUCAUGUGCUAUAGUUGUUUCUAAGACAGGUGUGGUUGUUCCUGCAUCCUGUGUUGUUGCUUCCCAGGUUGGUGAUGUUUUCUCUACCUCUAAUGUUGUGGGAAGACUGAAUGUUGUUGCUACUCCACCGUCUGUUGUACUGGCA
Messenger RNA from Pygocentrus nattereri (red-bellied piranha), 7734 nucleotides. RefSeq lists its product as uncharacterized. The record is from RefSeq and is a predicted model, not a curated record. The coding region runs from base 37 to 1968 and encodes 643 amino acids. The transcript is spliced from 2 exons. NCBI's taxonomy places the organism in Eukaryota, Metazoa, Chordata, Actinopteri, Characiformes, Serrasalmidae.